Molecule: messenger RNA, 606 nt
Organism: Closterium sp. Yama58-4
Lineage: Eukaryota; Viridiplantae; Streptophyta; Zygnematophyceae; Desmidiales; Closteriaceae
Source: the annotation of a GenBank genome assembly
AUGGCUGUUCGUGCGCGAAAUGCGGUUACCCCGAGGGCGAUUUUCGCCAGCGGCGUCGCAGCACUGCUCGUCGCGUGUCUGCUGAGCGGCCUGAAGGCGCAGGCGGAGGGGCAGGCGGACUACGAGGCGCAGACGGAGUCGAUCCUCCAGCAGGUGUCGCAGCAGACUUACCUCUCCGCCUUCUCUGAGAUUUUCACCGACUUCUACCAAUCAGGCCAGCUGUACAUAGACCAGCCGGCGACGCUGUUGAUCCCCACCAACGUGGGGCACUGGCGCUACCUCACGCAGUGGAACACGCUCACGCCCAAGCAGAAGCGCCGCGUGCUGCGCUACCACGUGCUCAAGGGCCGCUACACCACGCAGGAGCUCCUCGACGCGCUGCCGCUCACGCUCUUCCCCACGCUCAACCAGAACCUGCCGCUGAACAAGACUGACAAGCCCAACGAGGUGUAUUUCCAGUCCAUUCCCCCCAUGAAGUUCGCCUCUCCUCUCAGCGUGCCCAACGCGGGGCUCACGCAGAACCUGGCGGCACAUGGUGUGACGUUUGUCAUCCUGCCGCCCAACCUCAACUGCACCUCGUCUGCCUGCAAAAAGAGGCAGUUCUAG